Drosophila kikkawai is the source of this 2298-nucleotide messenger RNA. It is a transcript of the gene fd96Ca, whose product is annotated as forkhead domain 96Ca. Gene Ontology annotation, molecular function: DNA-binding transcription factor activity, RNA polymerase II-specific; RNA polymerase II cis-regulatory region sequence-specific DNA binding. The record is from RefSeq and is a predicted model, not a curated record. Gene Ontology annotation, biological process: cell differentiation; regulation of transcription by RNA polymerase II; anatomical structure morphogenesis. Lineage: Eukaryota; Metazoa; Arthropoda; Insecta; Diptera; Drosophilidae.
AUAGGGCGCUUUUUCGCCGUGUAGUUGCCGCAACCACCGGCGGGGCAUUAGCUCUUCGCCAGAGCGCGGCGUAGUGCGGUCUGGUCAGACUGGUUUAUUCGUUUAGUAAAUCUCAGACUCUUUGCUUUGGCUCUCCGCUCCGCUUUGAAGUUUCGCCGUGGCGGAGGGAUGAUGCAUGUUCGCAUCGCGGUGAUUGGGAGAGAGCACGGGGGCAAUGAUGUGAGUGAUUAUAUUUUGAUUGCAUUGCUCACUGUGGUUGGUUGUACGGUGGUGGACGGGACGGCAUUGCUCACUUAGUACAAUAACCGGCACGUCGUCUGCCAGUCUGCUGAAACAGUAAUUUUUUGUGUGCCGUGUUCUUCGUUUGUUGUCGUUUGUUUUGUUCCCUCUCUAUCGCUAUCUUCGCCUUCGCCUUUGCCUUUGCCUCGAAUCCGCUUCAGCUCCAGCUCGAGCGCUCCAGCUCCGGCUGCGCUGCGCUGCUCGACGGUGCUCUGCUGCCACUACCACUCACGUAUUCGCAUUCAGCUUUUGAUGGUAAUUUGCCAGGCCGGGGAAACCUCAGUGAGAGUGCUUUUACAUCCAGUGUCGUCGCCGGACCGGAGCUUAUAACGAGCGUAGUUCUUGUGCAGAGUUUAUUGCCGACAGUUCGCGCGAUCUCGUUUGCCGUCGCUAUCGUCGUCGUAUCGCCCAUCAUGUCGUAUCGCCUGCGUAGCUCCCAGGCGGGUUUGCUUCCUGCGCCGGAACUCUCGUCACUCCGCCUCCGUCAAUUAAUUUAGGCUAUUUACCGAAGGAGAAUGAAAAUAAGAAUUUAAUUAAUGCGUGAUUGGAUUAAUACGUGUUUAUACCUAUACCAUACAUACCUGGUGAUGAAUCCUGCCAAGUGAUGAUGUGUCCCCACAAGUGAACACUGUCCACUACUGUGUAAUAAUGCCAAGGCCCUCGCGCGAAUCCUACGGCGAACAGAAGCCCCCCUACUCGUACAUAUCGCUCACCGCGAUGGCCAUCUGGAGUUCGCCGGAGAAAAUGCUGCCGCUGAGCGAUAUCUACAAGUUCAUCACGGACCGCUUCCCGUAUUACCGGAAGAACACUCAGCGGUGGCAGAACUCGCUACGGCACAACCUCAGCUUCAACGACUGCUUCAUCAAGGUUCCCCGGCGGCCGGACAGGCCCGGCAAGGGUGCCUACUGGGCCCUGCAUCCGCAGGCCUUCGAUAUGUUCGAGAACGGGAGCCUGCUCCGCCGGCGGAAGCGCUUUAAGCUGCACAAGAACGACAAGGAUCUGCUCAACGAGGAGCUCACGGCUCUGGCCAACCUGAAUCGGUUCUUCUUCACCACGCGGAACGGUGGCAGUGCCUCGCAUAUGGCGCCCCUGGACAUGAACAGUGCGUCCAUGAGACUGGAUCCGCUGCCAAGGACUCCCAAUCCGAACCACAUACCCCCCAACUCCCUGGGCCAGGGCGUUGGUCUGCCCGCUCAUGUGAUGCCCAGCUCCAUGGCCAAUGCGGAGCACACGAAUCUCUCGGACAUGGGACUGUCCAAUCUGCCCUCGCUAACCAGUUCCGACAUGGAGCUGCGGCCCAAGCGAUCCUUCACGAUAGAGAGUCUGAUCACGCCCGACAAGCCGGAGCAUCACUCCGAGGACGAGGACGACGAGGACGAUCGCGUGGACAUCGAUGUGGUGGAGUGCAGUGGAAUAGCCAGAUAUCCAACCACGCCCGCCUCUGCCUCCGAGGACUAUAUGUCCGCCAGCCGAUCCAGCCGCACCGAGGAUCCCCUGCCGCCGCUGCACACGAUCAAUGCCGGGGCGCAUGUCCCCUUUCUGCACUAUGCGACGGGUGCCAACGUGGCCGGACUGCAGGCCUCGGGGAUCCAUGGCAGUGCCACCACCUACGAGCUGGCUAUAUCCCAUCCGCUGUUCAUGAUGGCGGCGCCCAUCGCCAACAUGCACAACAUCUACUACAAUAACGUCACUCUCGUGGCCCCGGCGCAGCAAUAUCGGACCCCCGAGGUCCAGACUAGAAUAGACAACGAUAUGCGUACGAUAUAGAUUAUGUAUAGAGCAUUAUUUCCGAACGAUAUCUAUGUAUAUCCAUCCAAACGUAGUUCCUUUCGCAUUAAGGUUAAUUGUAAUAGGACCAAAACAUAUGGCAUACCUAGGCGUAGAGGGCAUGUAAAUAAAGGCUUGUUAUACAGAUUUUAAUAGCUUCUAUUUAACAUAUCCGUACUAGUAAAUUAUUUAUUUUAUUUGUAUCAAACCUAGUGCGUAGAUCGAUCAUUUUGUGAAGAAUAUAAACAUUUA